UUGGUACUUGACAAGCUCCCGCUGACAAAUUGCACUGCGUGUGUCGAAUGUGACGUGGCGAAAGCGGUUUCCCUUUUACCUAAACACAAACAGAUACCAUGGCAGCAACUAAAGCAGCCAAAGAACAGAAGUACGACAGGCAACUCAGAUUAUGGGGCGACCAUGGUCAAGAAGCUCUUGAGAAUGCCCAUGUUUGCCUGAUCAAUGCUACAGCAACUGGGACCGAGAUCUUGAAAAACCUUGUCCUUCCUGGCAUUGGAGCGUUCACUAUUGUUGAUGGUCACACGGUUUCUGGAGAAGAUGUCGGAAACAACUUUUUCCUCAGCCCCGACAGUAUUGGAAAGAACAGAGCACAGGCUGCCACGGAGCUGCUCCAAGAACUCAACACUGACGUAUCGGGCAAUUUUGUGGAAGAGAGUCCUGACAUGCUGUUGGACUGUAAUCCCGAGUUUUUCCAUAGAUUUAGCAUUGUUAUUGGUGUGCAGUUGCCUGAAAGCACGAGUCUGAGGCUGGGCUCCGUUCUGUGGAGCGCCUCAGUACCAUUCCUGCUUUGUAAAACCUACGGGCUCAUUGGCUACAUGAGGCUGGUUGUGCAAGAGCACACAGUGAUCGAGUCCCACCCCGACAAUGCUUUGGAGGACCUGAGGUUAGACCGGCCCUUUGCUGAAUUCAAGAAACACAUUCAUUCCUAUGACCUCGAAAACAUGGACAAAAAGGAUCACAGUCACACACCUUGGAUUGUCAUCGUGGCCAAAUGUCUGGAAAAAUGGCUCAGCGAGCAAGACUCGCAGCUCCCCAGAAAUUACAAGGAGAAGGAAGCCUUCCGACAGAUCAUCCGGGAAGGGAUCCUGAAGAAUGACAAAGGUGUUUUGGAGGAUGAAGAAAACUUUGAUGAAGCAAUCAAGAACGUCAACACGGCUUUAAAUCCAACCCAGAUCCCGAGCGUUAUCCAAGACCUCUUUGACGACGAACUAUGUAACAACAUAACAUCACAGACUUCGGCCUUUUGGGUCAUGCUUCGAGCUGUAAAAGAAUUUGUACACAACGAAGGCUGCGGCAGCCUCCCUCUGCGCGGGACCAUCCCAGAUAUGAUCGCUGACUCGCAGAAGUUUAUCAAUCUUCAGAAUGUUUACAGGGAAAAGGCCCUGGAGGACGCGGCGUCUGUUAGCACAUACGUCGAAAGUCUGCUCCAGUCCGUCGGAAAGGCACCUGAAAGUAUCCCGGAAAAGGACAUCAGGCUCUUCUGCAAGAACGCUUCCUUCCUCCGCCUGGUGCGCUGCCGAUCUCUAGCGGCAGAGUACAACGUGGAUUCGGUCAACAGAGAUGAAAUCACUUCAUGCAUGGACAAUCCCGACAGCGAGAUGGUCUUCUACCUCAUGCUUCGAGCCGUCGAUCGCUUCUACCAGCAGCACUCCCGCUACCCCGGAGUGUACAACUACCAAGUGGAAGAAGACAUCAGCAAGCUGAAGCUGUGCGUCACCGGCCUGCUGCAGGAGUACAACCUCAACGUCAACAUCAAGGACGAUUACGUGCACGAGUUCUGUCGAUACGGUGCAGCAGAGCCCCACACCGUUUCUGCAUUCAUGGGAGGUUCAGCUGCUCAAGAAGCCAUCAAGAUCAUCAGCCGGCAGUUUGUGCCGUUCAACAACACCUUCGUCUACAACGCAAUGUCACAGACCUCUGCUACUCUACAGCUGUGAGCCAGGUACUGAACUCAUUUGCAAAACUAAAGGGACAUCCCUGGAUUUGGUUGUUCUUGCUGCUGGGUUUUUUUUUUUCCUUCAAAUAUGUGCACUUAAAGGUUGAUUCGGACAAAAGUAUUUAAAGUUCCUCGAGGGGAGGAACUGCAUGUCGACUCUUUGAUUAGUUAUUGUAUUCAUCCCACAUGACUGCCAACAUACACCUUAACUGUCUCAAUCACUGCUUUCUGAUGAGGACUUUUUCUAAAAAAAGAAAAAAAAAAUGGAGCUGUCAACAUUUCUCUGUUGAGUCCAAUGUUCUCCUCGUCCUUUGUAAAUUCGAGCAAGAUGAUCGGCGUGCCGCAGCAAAGUCGUUCGUCUUGGUUUUCAACCGUAGAUGGCGCACUUGCAUUCCCCCCGGUUCAAACUCCAUGGCUGGCCACUUGAUUAGGUACACUCAGGCAAUCAUUCCAAAUGUGAUCCUUUUUUUUUUUUUUUUUUUAUGUCCCAGCUGAAAUCACGUUGACAUAGCUGCUGUCAUUUUCAGUUCCGGAUGAUGUAAGAUAUCCGCGCGAAAUGAAAACACCGCGCUGUGUCGUCUACUUUAAAAAAUAAAAAGAUGUCGUCAUCAUCGAGCUCCAUUGACAAAGAGCAACAAACAAACUGUACAAAAACACAUGUACUGUGCACUACAACGUUAUUUGACGUGACAAUGAUUCGGAAGAGGAGAGCUAAGAUGGACUUCCCUUUAUUUGCUUACUGUUUGUUCCGCUUCUACUCCACACUCGGCGCAAAUAAAAUCGACUACAAAUAUAAA
This is a messenger RNA of Syngnathus typhle (broad-nosed pipefish), 2496 nucleotides long. It is a transcript of the gene nae1, whose product is annotated as nedd8 activating enzyme E1 subunit 1. Gene Ontology annotation, cellular component: cytoplasm; nucleus. Gene Ontology annotation, molecular function: NEDD8 activating enzyme activity; ubiquitin activating enzyme activity. The transcript is spliced from 20 exons. Gene Ontology annotation, biological process: protein ubiquitination; DNA damage response; ubiquitin-dependent protein catabolic process. The record is from RefSeq and is a predicted model, not a curated record. Bases 99 to 1700 code for a protein of 533 amino acids. Lineage: Eukaryota; Metazoa; Chordata; Actinopteri; Syngnathiformes; Syngnathidae.